Molecule: messenger RNA, 1601 nt
Organism: Juglans microcarpa x Juglans regia
Lineage: Eukaryota; Viridiplantae; Streptophyta; Magnoliopsida; Fagales; Juglandaceae
Product: MADS-box transcription factor 56-like
Exons: 2
Coding region: 275-1390 (371 amino acids)
Biological process (GO): positive regulation of transcription by RNA polymerase II
Molecular function (GO): protein dimerization activity; DNA-binding transcription factor activity, RNA polymerase II-specific; RNA polymerase II cis-regulatory region sequence-specific DNA binding
Source: RefSeq, a predicted model, not a curated record
UGGGAUUCAAAGUUUAAUUAAUUCAAACAAGAAGUUUAAUUAAUUUUCUUCGGUGACAACUAAAAGAGUGAACACGAGGAAAUAUUCCAGCAAUUAAAUCCGUGACAUUAAUGAAGCAAGAGACAGCUGCAGCAAUUAAAUCCGUCUCGCGCGCGUAUCCCUAGCCUCCUAGAAUCUUCCUUGAUGUGUGAUCUUCAGACCGGCCUUUUCUCUAUAAAACUACUUCGGUGCAUGUAAGAUCUUAUUUAGUUUCAGUUUUUCACACCACCAAAAGAUGGGGCGCAGAAGAAGAAGCAUGGAAUUCAUAAGCAACGACAAGUCUCGGAUGAUAACCUAUCAUAAGAGAAAAAAAGGUUUGGAGAAGAAGCUUUACGAGAUCUCCACCCUCUGUGGCAUCAAGGCGUGCAUGAUCAUCUACGGUCCCAGAUCACAAAAUGGCCAUCCCUGCGAUAUGGCAACCUGGCCUGAAAACGAUGAAGAUUGCGUCAGAACCUUGGUCAACAAAUUCAAGUCCAACACAAUUAGCAGCGCACGUAAGAGAGGAACUCGGGAUUUAUCCGACUAUUUCAUUGACCGCAAGAAGAAUAUUGAAAAAGAGAUCUCAAGAAAGCGCACGGAAAAUUGCAGGAGUAACAUCAUGUUCCGGACGUGGGAUGAACGUAUGGACUAUUUCUCUUGUGAACAACUAAGGAUAGUUCAAGGGUUUCUGGAUACGAAGAUCGAAGCAGUGCAGAGAAAAAUCGACAUGUUAAAGGCCGCUGAUAACAAAUCCUUUGCGAUGAAUAUUGAUGCAGCAUUAGAAAUAACGGGCAACUCCAACGACGUCUUUGGAUCAAUCCCAAGCGAUUUUCCUAACUACACUCAGGGCAUGCUUCAAAGGAUUAAUGUUGGACUAGAUCUGCAGGCUGGUAACCUGCUGCCUAUGCCUAAAUCUUAUGUAAAAUCACUGGAUGAUCUUAACGGCCUGCAGUGGCCCGAUUUCUAUUCAUCUUAUAACCAGGGUGAUCAUUCCUCUUUGCUUCCGUUUUGUGUUAAUCCUUUAGCCGAUCCGAUGAAGGUCAAGGUCGACGAGGCUUGUUCUUCACAUGGAAAUAUGUCUAUUAGUACUGGGAUACAGUAUUCUCCACCGAACUACCCGAUCUAUUAUGAUCUGGCCGUUGGAUUGAUGGAAAAUAUGACAGUGAUCAACAACUCCAUGUUGCCUCCAAUGUUCAAUUACAAUCCCAGGAUGCAGAUGAUUCCGCCUAUUAAUGUACGGAACCCCAUGAUGCAGACUUUACCAGAUGAUGAUCAAAUGCACGGGCCUCCAGCGGAUAUGAACUCACUCUAUACGUAUAUAGGUACACACGGCAUCAAUGAGUUUGAGAUCGAUGAAGAUGCAGCAGCAUAGAAAUCGAAGAUCAUAGGCGUGAUCGUGAAUUUGGAUAUGGUCAGAUUAAGUACUUUAACUAAUUUAGGGUUCGAAUAUUUGGGUUUCAGAAUUACCUCGGAUUCCAAUUAUAUACUUUGAAUUUAGUUUUACAAUCGGAAUAGAUAUGCAUGAUUUUAUAUCAAUUUUCAUUGUAUGGGAUUAUGAAUUAUUGUCUGUCUCGCAUGCAUCU